AUCUUAGUGUUUGGACGCACAGAAAGUAAUUUGAAAUUACAUGUUAGCUGAUUGACUUAACUUAAUCUUAUAGGAAAUGCAAUAACGUAGGCUCGUUUGAACGUGAAAUACUUCAAUUGAUCAUAAAGAACUAGAAGUUGUGUGUGUGAUAUCAAGAUGCAGAAAGACACAGACAGUGCUGUAAUCCAGGAAAAACUGAAAGAGUUGUAUCACUUGAUUCACCAGUGUCAGGAGGAGCGAAACAGGAGUGAACAUAACCUGACCAAUAUUGCUAAAACACAUGAACGAAUGCAGCAUGAGCAAAAGUUAUCUCCGUACUACAAGACCAAACUCAGAGGGUUGUACAACACGGCGAUGCAAGAUGCCGAGUGUGAAGCAGAACUCCUCAGAAAGGCUUUAGACGUCAUCGCCGAGGUCAGAACUAUUCGAAACGAGAGACGUCUGGCUGCAAAAAAAUCAGAGAGACCUAAAGAAACUAUCAGGAGAGGUGCUCUUAUGAAAAUGCUACAACAGAAUGCCUUAACUUUACCCCUGUGGAUACCAAAAGAUGAUGAAAAGCCCCCACCCCUCUGUGGUGCAGUUCCUGCAGAACCUAAUUAUGUAGCUAAGGCAGGAGAUAUGGUGGCAUCUUUGGUGAAAGGACCUGAUGGAGAUGAAAACUGGAUCUUGGCUGAAGUCAUUACUUACAACCACAAUACCAACAAAUAUGAAAUAGAUGAUAUCGAUGAAGAACAGAAAGAACGCCAUGUGUUGAGUCGGCGAAGAGUUGUUCCGCUUCCCCUCAUGCGGGCCAAUCCUGAAACUAACCCUGAUGCCCUUUUUCCAAAGGGAGCCUUGGUUAUGGCUCUUUAUCCACAGACUACUUGUUUUUAUCGAGCAGUGAUCCAUGAAAUCCCAGAAGCUGUCAAAGAAGACUACCAGGUUCUGUUUGAAGACUCCUCCUAUACCGAGGGCUAUUCUCCACCACUGAGUGUCGCUCAACGUUACGUCAUCUCAUGCAAAGAAAGCCGAAAAAAGUAGGCAACAACAACUUUACCGUAGUGAUCUGCAUAGGUGAAUUUUUCUCACGUCAGUAUAAAGUAGAAUGAGAAAUUAAUUUAUGUGUUCUCAAGUACAGUGAUAUUUCUCUCUCUUUUUGAAUUGAGUACAAAGUGUUGUAACUAUAAAUUUUGUAUAUAAGGUGGAUAUGUUUCACUUUUUAAGAUAUUUAAAGAUUUCUUUUAUAUGGAUACCAAGUACACAGCCGUCUAAAAAUUAAACUAAUUUACAAAUG
Limulus polyphemus (Atlantic horseshoe crab) is the source of this 1273-nucleotide messenger RNA. RefSeq names its product SAGA-associated factor 29-like (gene Sgf29). NCBI's taxonomy places the organism in Eukaryota, Metazoa, Arthropoda, Merostomata, Xiphosura, Limulidae. The transcript has 5 exons. Bases 157 to 1020 code for a protein of 287 amino acids. The record is from RefSeq and is a predicted model, not a curated record. Gene Ontology annotation, cellular component: SAGA complex.